Magallana angulata is the source of this 1236-nucleotide messenger RNA. RefSeq lists its product as uncharacterized. The record is from RefSeq and is a predicted model, not a curated record. The transcript is spliced from 7 exons. Lineage: Eukaryota; Metazoa; Mollusca; Bivalvia; Ostreida; Ostreidae. The annotation marks the transcript as partial.
AUGUACGGUACAUGUCUCGGAGGUUGUACAUUGGGGUUCGCUGGUCAUUCCUGUGAACAAUAUGAACGAAUCAACAUGGCGCUUCACCAACCUACCUUUCAGCUUAAUCCUGUCUACACAAGUCGGAAUCUUGUUGAUGGUAAGAAAACCGACUUUUCUCUAGGAGGGAAUCAGUGUACCACUACAGCCGAAAACAAAGCAUUCGCCAUGUGGUGGGUGGAUCUGAAAAACACACGACGUAUUGAGCGUAUAAGAGUGUACUCAAGAAGGGACGACAAGCAAUGGGGUCUAAAGAACGAAUUUACAAGUCGGUUUCGCGGGUUUACAAUUGUUGUUUCCAACACAACUGAACAUAAGAACGGUGUAGUGUGUUACAAUGAUCGAGUUUACCUCAGUAACAUAGUACCUUCUGUGGUUGAUGUAUUCUGUUCUGCGAUUGGUCGAUACGUUAUCUAUUAUAAUGAGAGAUUUUCUGACCUGACGUACCCAUACGGCUACAGCAAAUUUGCAUUUGUUGAUCUCUGUGAAGUGCAAGUCUACGGUUGCCCUGUUCUUGAAUACGGAUUUGAAAACCCUAAGUGUACAGUUCCAUGUGCGGCUAUGUGCAAAAGCCGCCUGGAGAAUCUGAGUUACAAGAAGAACACUUGGCAGCAUACAACGCGUUCGACAGGUUAUAGCAGUAGAGCUGUGGAUGGACUUUAUACAGAUCGGUCCUAUAGUGGCAACCAAUGUGCGGCGACUGGAGAUUCAUAUUUUGCUCUAUGGUGGGUCGAUCUGGGACAUGUAUCUAGAAUAGACCACAUCGUCAUGUAUUUCAGAACAGAUAACGAACCAUGGGGCUACUCCAAUGGUUUAACAUCAUAUUUUCUUGGGUUUUCCUUGUACAUUUCGAACACUACCAAUCGACUUGAUGGUGUUCGCUGCUUCCACGACAAAACAUAUACAAAACAAACAAUUCCUGAUCACGUGUCAAUUGACUGUCCAUACGUCGGCCAAUAUGUAUUCUACUACAAUGAAAGGUUUCCUGGAAUAAAAUACCCCCAGGGUUAUUCUAAGUACGCGUAUGGUGAUCUGUGCGAAGUCGAGGUUUAUGGUUGUCCUAGUCCCGUAGCCGAGGUUCCCCAAUGUUCAGACCCUUGCCCAGUGGACUGUGAACAGUGUUAUCCGGGAACGGGGUGGUGCACCAAAUGCAAACCUGGUUUUGAAGGCGCUGCUUGUGAAAUAAGUCAGUGUUUG